This is a messenger RNA of Nannospalax galili (Upper Galilee mountains blind mole rat), 744 nucleotides long. It is a transcript of the gene Klk12, whose product is annotated as kallikrein related peptidase 12. Bases 1 to 744 code for a protein of 247 amino acids. Gene Ontology annotation, biological process: proteolysis. Lineage: Eukaryota; Metazoa; Chordata; Mammalia; Rodentia; Spalacidae. The record is from RefSeq and is a predicted model, not a curated record. The transcript has 5 exons. Gene Ontology annotation, molecular function: serine-type endopeptidase activity.
AUGAAACCCAGCAUCCUCUUGCUCCUGUGUGUUGUGGGUCUCAGCCAGGCAGACAGAGAGAAGAUCUUUGACGGGGUGGAAUGCGUUCGGAACUCACAGCCUUGGCAGGUGGGGCUGUUCCACGGUGGAUACCUGCGCUGUGGCGGUGUCCUUGUGGACAGAGAGUGGGUCCUUACGGCUGCUCACUGCAGCGGCAACUAUAUUGUGCGCCUCGGGGAGCACAGCCUCUCCAAGCUAGACUGGACGGAGCAGUUUCGGCUCACAACCUUCUCCAUCACCCACCCUGGCUACCAGGGUGCCCAGCAGAGCCACGAGCAUGACCUCCGGCUCCUGCGGCUAAGAAGACCUGCCCGACUUACCCACGCUGUCCGGCCCCUGGCCCUGCCCAGUUCCUGUGCACUGGCUGGGACCCAGUGUCACAUCUCAGGAUGGGGCACCACCAACCAGCCAUGGGAACCAUUCCCAGACCGUCUGCAGUGUCUCAACCUCUCCAUCGUCUCCAAUGCCACGUGUCAGGCUGUGUUCCCUGGAAGAGUGACAGAGAACAUGGUGUGUGCAGGUGGCGAAGCCGGGAAGGAUGCCUGUCAGGGUGACUCUGGAGGCCCCCUGGUGUGCGGGGGAGUCCUUCAAGGCCUGGUGUCUUGGGGGUCUGUGGCGCCUUGUGGACAAAAAGGCAUCCCGGGGGUGUAUACCAACAUCUGCAGAUAUGUGGACUGGGUCCGAAGGGUCAUCAGGAACAACUAG